Molecule: messenger RNA, 615 nt
Organism: Fusarium coffeatum
Lineage: Eukaryota; Fungi; Ascomycota; Sordariomycetes; Hypocreales; Nectriaceae
Exons: 1
Coding region: 1-615 (204 amino acids)
Molecular function (GO): gamma-glutamylcyclotransferase activity
Source: RefSeq, a predicted model, not a curated record
AUGAGCUCACAGGGAGACAGCCAGCAGUCGCAGGACAGCACCAUGACUCUGAUGCAGGAUAACGUUUCCGAAGUUCUCUACUUUGCCUACGGCUCCAACCUCUCGACCGAACAGAUGCGCCAGCGCUGUCCAUACUCUACUCCUGUCGGUCUGGCAUAUCUGAAGGGAUGGAAAUGGAUCAUAAACAGCCGUGGGUAUGCAAACGUGGUGCAAUUGCCUAUCGACUCAGACGACGACACGCCCGACGCUGAAUCCAACAAGCAACUCACUGACAAGGGCAAAGAGAAGGCUACCAACAAGGUAGAGGAGGAGGAGGAAGGAGUGUACGGACUGUUGUACUUGGUUCCGGCCCAGGAUGAAGAGAGGCUGGACGGAUACGAGGGCGUGCCGUGGGCAUAUCAGAAGUUCCAGGUGGAUGUCAAGUGGGCAACUGCCACGGGAGAUGAAGACGAGACGUUGAGGGCGUUGGUUUAUGUCGACGAGAUGAGGGUAGACGAGGAUCUGCCCAAGGAGGAGUAUGUCGAUAGGAUGGAGGAUGGUAUCGAGGAUGCGGUUGAGAAUUGGGGAUUGGAUCAAGAGUAUGCGGAUAGAUUUAUGAGGAGAUUCUGGGAGUGA